UCCUUCUUUGGUGCCAUGAGCAGUGUGGUCAUUUCCAUCAAAGAAAGAAGAAGCUUCACAGAUCCGGACUACAUCAACAUGAAGAGGACAAGCGCGUGUCACGUGUGGCUCAUGAUGUCACUGCUUCUGUGUGGCGCUGCUGUGGAAGAAAAGGCAAAGAUCAAACAAACGCAGCUGCCCAGUUUACCAAUCAAAGCCGCAGAGGCAUUUCGACCUGAGGGAGCAGAGGACUCGAAUCACAACCAUGAACCAGAUGACUCCGAACCACACACAGCAACAGACGACAAAAGGUUCGACCGCAUUUCAAGUGCCACAUCCUUCAGUAAAUUCGGAAAGCGAGACGACGAUGCAGACGAUGCGGUAGACGAGAAACGAUUCGACAGGAUUUCCACCAUGGGUGCCAUGUCGAGGUUCGGCAAGCGUCCUGCGGAUUUCAACGAAGAUGAGGCUGACUCCGAAAGCAAACGGUUCGAUCGAAUCUCCAGCGCCAACGGCGGUUUUGCUAAAUUCGGCAAAAGAUGGGAAGGUACCGAGGACAGCGGCGACGAGGAGAAGAGGUUCGACAGAAUUUCCAGCUCCAGCGGUUUCUCCAAGUUUGGCAAGCGCCAGGAUCCUCUCGAUGGUAGUGACCAGGACUUUGACAAACGCUUUGACAGAAUUUCCAGUGCCAGCGGAUUCUCAAAGUUCGGUAAGCGGCCAGACGCCAGCGAAGACCUUGGACAAGAAGAUAAGCGUUUCGACCGCAUCUCCAGUGCUACCAGCUACGCCAAAUUCGGGAAAAGAGAUGACAUUGAUGAGGCAAACGGCGACGAAGCCGCUUUUGAUGUCGACGACAAAAGAUUAGACCGGAUUUCCAGUGCCAGCGGAUUUGCUAAAUUCGGCAAGCGCCAACAACAUCUCGAUGACUCCGAUUAUCUAGACGCCAGGGAUAGAAGAUUUGACCGAAUAUCCAGUGCCAGUGGAUUUUCAAAAUUCGGCAAAAGAUUUGACCGAAUAUCUAGUGCCAGUGGAUUCAAAUUCGGCAAAAGAGACGACGAUGUUCCCGAGAUUGAUGACAAAAGAUUUGACCGAAUAUCCAGUGCCAGUGGAUUUUCAAAAUUCGGCAAAAGAGACGAUGACCAGGAGCUUAUCGACAAGAGGUUUGACCGAAUAUCCAGCGCUAGUGGAUUUUCCAAAUUUGGCAAAAGGUUUGAUCGAAUAUCCAGUGCCAGUGGAUUUUCCAAAUUUGGAAAAAGGUUUGACCGAAUAUCUAGUGCCAGUGGAUUUUCCAAAUUUGGCAAACGAGACGACGAUGCUCCCGAGCUCGAUGACAAAAGGUUUGACCGAAUAUCCAGUGCCAGUGGAUUUUCAAGAUUCGGCAAAAGAAAUGAUAAUGAGUUUGCUGACAAAAGAUUUGACCGAAUUUCCAGCGCUAGCGGAUUUUCCAAAUUUGGUAAAAGAUUUGAUAGAAUAUCCAGUGCCAGUGGAUUUUCCAAAUUUGGCAAAAGAGACGACGAUGUUCCCGAGCUUGACGACAAAAGGUUUGAUCGAAUUUCCAGUGCCAGCGGGUUAUCGAAAUUUGGCAAACGGGAAAACUUGCCAGAAUGGGCCGACAAAAGAUUUGACCGGAUUUCAAGCGCCAGCGGAUUUUCUAAAUUUGGGAAACGCCAAAACGAAAAAAGAUUUGACCGAAUAUCCAGUGCAAGUGGAUUCGGUAAGUUUGGCAAAAGAAUGGAUGAAUUGUCUCCGGAUUUUGAAGAGAACUCGCCCGAGUACUUCGGAAUAGCCAAAAGGGCUUUUGACAGAAUUGGCGCGAGCAGCGCCUUUGCUAAGUUUGGCAAACGGGUGGACUCGUCACAGCUUAAGGACGGGGUGGAUGAGAAGAGAGCAUUCGACCGCAUAGCUUCUGCUUCUAACUUUGCUGGCUUCGGCAAGAGAGGUGAUGUGUACGCUGAUGGACCACUCGACGAUGAACUAGCCAAACGCAGUUUUGAUCGCAUAUCCUCGGCCAGUUCGUUCAGCAGGAUCGGAAACGGACCUCACAGCUUUCUAAAAACUAAGAAGGACUUCGACAGGAUCGGUUUAUCGAGAUUUGCUUCUUUUGGCAAAAGAAGUACAGAUUCAACAGAAUUCAACAACAAACUGGAUUUCGUUGCUGCUUCUCCGUUUUCAAGGUUCGGGGAGCAUUCCAGCUUCUCAGCAGAAGAAGGUGACGGUGAGUCUUUGCAGGAUAAAAGUAAUUUGGAUCGGAUUUCCAGCAUGGUUUCCUCGCUUAGAAAGAGCGACGAACAAGAUGGUCAAGCUGAGCAAAGCAGUGAUGGGAUUGAAGGACAGUCUACAGUCAGCCAUAACCUCAGCGCAGACGUGUCCAAAAUGGCUGACACCAAGCAACCCGAAAAAUACGGGACAGGAGAGGAAGGUAUUCGAACGCUGACCAAAAGAGAAUCAAGUGAUGCUUUAGGCACCACACUGCAUCGUGUCAAACGAGGAUUCGAUUCAAUCGGAACAUCUAGCUUCUCCAGAGGAUUCGGAAAGUAUAGAAGAUUAAACUCCCCUGGCAUUUACAGAGACUCUGGAGGCUUAGGAAAGAGAAUAGAAGAAAAAUACCCACUGGACACCAUAGCUCCAUCCAGCUUUUUCAGUGGUUUUGGAAAACGUGAGCCACAUUCCCAAUCUCUGUUUGAGAAUGAUGAGGAUUUCCUUUCUAGUCCCGAUGUAACUGAUGACGAAGAUUACGACGAAGAUGAUGACGAUGAGGAAAUGUUUGAAGAAACGAAACGAAAGUUUGAUCGCAUCGGUACUUCCAGCAAUUUUGGCAAGUUCGGUAAACGGAGCGCUCUUGACGAGGACGAUCUGGAAGACGAUCAGCUACAAGGACCUGUCAUCACCCACCGUCCGUUUGCCAGGAUAGGAUAUCUUACAGGCUUUGGGUCCUUCGGGAAGCGCAGCACGAUAGAACCUUAUCUGGAUCUCCAACAAAUCGACUUGGACCCUGACAGCCCUGAUGGCGACUAUUCUACUGGUCAGGGCAAAUCAGUUUAUCCCGGGCCUAAAUGGAUCAGGUAUUUAGACCGCAUCUGUGGCCCUUUGAACAUACCUGUAAGGAGAGAUUCCUACAGGCUUGGUAGGUCUGAUCUUCAAGUCCCGCACCGGAUGUUCAAGCGCUUGGAUCGUAUUGGACACGGAUGGUUUUCUCGGUUCCGCAAGAGGUUCGGAUAUGAAACAGAACUGGCGCCACCCAAUGUCAGAGGAAGCUUGCACUACGUAUCUAUCUGCACCUUAGCCAUGCUGCUGAAGGAGUAUUACAGUGCCCUUGCUGAACAAGAAAGCGAGAAUAUUAUGGGAGCACGCCCAAGGAGAUCAGAAGACAAACGAUUCGACAGAAUAAGUUACGGACACUUUGCAAAGUGGGGCCGGAAGUGAGGGCAUUGGCCAAGAUGAGAGUUUAAAGACGAAGGGAAGCAGUGUCUACAUUUUUCGCAAACGCAAUGAAGAGCAGACACUAUUUUAUUUUUCUGAACACAGAUUAUAAGAAAUCCUUGUUGAAAAUGCCACGCAAAUUGUUUCUAAUUUUUCAGAUCUUUCCUUUUGAAUUUGGAAAGAAACAGAAGCAGUCUGUGAAUAGCGUGGUUCAUAGCAACAACCCAUGAGGCAAAAAUAAAUCAUAAAUAAAAAUAUAAGAAUUGCUGACACACUUCAUUCAAGUACUUUAUGGUUAUAUGGUGAUGGUCAUAAACUUGUUUUAAUUGCAGUACUUCAAAACGCUUGAACUGUAUUGAAAACAUUGUUUUUUGAGCUGAAAUGUUUUAGUGAUUUUGUUGUAUUUUUGCUUUGUACGUGUGAUGCAAGCUUUAGAAAUCUGAUUCCAAUUUGUUUGGUUAUAUUUCACAUACCUCCUCAGUUUUAUGUCAGUAUUUGAGCAUCCCUUUACUUGCGUUGUGAUAUGGACAUUCUAGAUUUCUGGUAGUUCUCACUUUCAUAGUUUGCAUAAAUAAAGACAUAUAUUUCCACAUAUGUUUAUUUAAAAAAUUUAAGGGAUGAAAAGUGAUUGAGCUACGAAUACAUAAAUUUAAAUUGUUUGAUUCUAUUUUGUUAGUGCCGAUCUCGUGAGCAUGACAGAUGUGGCUUAUGAAUACAUCUUUUGGUAACUGUCCUGCUUCAAGUUUUUGGUACCGUUAAUAGCAAUUUCGAAGAUUUGUCAGUUGUGUCCCUUAUUGCCAGUUGUAAAUCACAUAUCUUGCUUUUGUUGCACAUUGUGUUUUUGUCGGCUGCAAAAAAAAGUGACACUUGUUUUCUUAUUGUAUACAGGUUUAAAUUAUUUAUUGUUGACUUGUUAUUUAACAUCCUAUCUCCUUCUUCUCUCCUUUCUCUCUCUCUUUCUCUUUCAGCCUGCCUGUCUAUUUCUUUUUCUUACUUUCUUCGUCUCUUUCACAACAAUAAACAAACAAACUUAGCUUUGACUCCGUCAAGUGGACCAUACAAGCACUGUGGUGAUGAUAUUCAGCGAAACGCCUCUGUCUGCUCCUGGGUCGAGAAAAAGCAAACCUCGUUAUUAAAAAAAUGUUUCACACAG
Pomacea canaliculata is the source of this 4552-nucleotide messenger RNA. RefSeq lists its product as uncharacterized. Lineage: Eukaryota; Metazoa; Mollusca; Gastropoda; Architaenioglossa; Ampullariidae. The record is from RefSeq and is a predicted model, not a curated record. Gene Ontology annotation, cellular component: extracellular region. Gene Ontology annotation, molecular function: hormone activity.